UCUAUGUAUGUGUGUGUAGUUAACAAUUUAACAAAACACAAGUAUGAAAAUAACAAAUCGAUAUUACUGAAAUAUUUGUAAAUUGAAAUGUUUGAUUUUUACAUAUUAUGAAAGAAAAAUGUUGUUAAAAAGGAAUUUGCUUGAAACGCUAGCGAUAGUCUCGUGUGUAGGCACUUUAAUUUGUGUUUUGCUCAAUUAUUUAACAAAUAUAUCACCGAUUACCGGGAUUUGGUUUACAGUUUAUUUUCUAUUCGUUUUCAUACUGUCAAUACUAUUUAGUUUUAAGUUUAUACAGUGGCUGUUGCAUUUAAAUAAGCCUAUAAAUUAUGACUUGGAAGAUCUAUUGAAGAUUUAUCCUCAAUUUUCGUUUUUAACUCGAGUUUUACCGAAGACUAAGAAAAAAGUUGCCAAUAAUGAGUUUAAAGAGUAUGAUACCAACGAGCUCAGUGUUAUAUCCAGUGUGUUGGAGAGGAAGCUGGUGUCGUCCUGGUAUGUACCGUAUAUAUCGGAGGAGAUUGGAUUUCCGUUUGCUUGUAAACAAAUGUUGGAUCAAAUGAUUGGCAAAACAUUCCAGAUCUGUAACAAGACUGAAACAAAAGAUGUGUACAUUGACAUCUGUUCUAUCCUAGUGAGCCACUUGAAAGAGUAUAAGAGGGCUCUAAAACGCCAUGAGAGUGCACCAAACGAACCAAUCGAAUCUCUGUACAAGAAAUCCCAUUCUAUUUGGAAUACAUCGAACAAAGUCCAACCUGCUGAUCAUUGUGCUAAUAUUUUACGGGUGCUUCUUAAGGAGCUUGUAUCGUGGGAACUCUGGGAGACACCACACUUGGAGUUGCUAGUCAGAAUUCUGGCUAAGAAAUUAGAUAACUUCAUCGAGUCUACUUUAGCAGAUCCUAUUUGGAUAAAUGAUAAAUUGAUGAAUGCAUUAAAAUGUAAAGAAGGCAAGAAAGAAUAUAAAGAUGAAAAACCUGUUGAGGUUAAAGAGGAAAUUAAAGAGAAAAAAGAGGCAGCAAAAGAUCUACAAGAGGUAAAAAGUAUAGUUAAAGAACUACAAGAUGUUAAACCAGAGACAACAAUUGAGAGUGCAUUAUCAACUGUCAUUACAAAGAGUACGGCUCCAAUAUUGCAGAGAGCUAUAAACGAGAGUAUUGAUGACGAGGUAAAGUUGGGAAAUAUUAUAGAAGAGGUGCCAGUUACAUCCAGUGAGCCAGUGGACAUAAAGUCAUCACCCGUAUUGAGACAGCGGCGAGGAAGACAGGGCAGGAAUGAGGUGAAGAUCUAUGACAGGAUUAUUGAAGGCAGUGUGAAAACAUGGGAAUCAGAUAUGGAUUUACAGUGCAUUAGUCUCGGCCAGGACCUGUUGGCUAGUCUCGACGGAGAGAUCACACUGAGUCGGUUGUGGGGCCAGGAUACGGAAGCUGAUGGUAGCCCCAAUCCACCGCGAAGCAAAUCACCACAGACUUUGUGGUUUGGUGAAGAAGACACCAUGGAUCUAGAACUAGACACCAGCCCAAAGGAACGGAGCCCCGUAAAGAAAGAGCAGAGUCCGAAGCCAGCCGAUGCCCUGCUAAAGGACCUGCAGAGCACAGUGCACCAGGCUAAGACUAAGAUAGGCGACCUACAGGUCACAAACACUGCCAAAAUAGAUGUGCCCCCCAAGCGCUCCAGUGACGAGGCAGCUGGUAUGAUGGAAGGAUUGCUCGACUUCGGCAUAGCUGGCCUGAAGAAGGGACUUCGGUUUACCGGUCUCAGUGACGACUCGCAAGACAAGUCCCCGUCAUCCCACAAGGAGCGCGGCGUCGACAAGAUCUCGCCGGCAGAGAUCAACAAGAAGCCUGAAAACAAAGAGGCAGCCAUACCUAAUGCUCCACAAAAAGAUGACGUCAGCAGCACACAAGCGCCACCUUUAUUGAAACAACAGAGAGUUAUUUCUCAAGACAGUCUACCGUCGCAGGCGAAGCCUAUUCCAGCGGCGGCGGGGGUGCCCCGUGCUGAACCGCCGCCGGUGCCGCUGUGCGACAGCCCCGAGCCGGAGUACGAGGAGGCCGCCGACCUAUCCACCAGCAUCGCCAAGCUGCGCUGUCUGCUGCAGCAAAGAGCCGAAGCCAGCUCCAGGCCGGAGGAGGUGUGGUGGGAGGGCGCGGAGGAGACCCGAGGACGCAGCGCUAGCAGCACUCGGCCCGGACCUGUGGACACAGCCGCGCUCGCUGACGAGUACGACAUGAAUGCAGAUAGGAAUUCGUCGCCCGGACAAACGUCAAACAAUAUGCAAAGACUGGACAAGUUGUUCCAACGCACCGUCACCGGUGUGUUCAACUCUAUAAAGACGGCUGUGGGCGCGGAGGGCGCUGAGGUGGCGGGCGGUGCGGGGGUAGCAGCGGGCGGCGCGGGGCCAGUCGGCCCGCCGGGGGUCGAGUCGGCGCCGCAGCAACAGUGGACCUACGUCUGCACCUCUGGCGGACUUAGUGUGUGCGGCGCGGUGUCGCGCGCGGUGUGUGCGCGCCGCGCGCACGCGCACGUCGACGCCGCGCUCGACACGCUGCACGCGCACCCGCACCACCAGCACCACCACCACCACCAGCACCAGCACCACCACCAGCGGCAGCAGCAGCACGCGCGGCAGCCGCGCGCGCUGCUCGCCGCCGACGACUUCGAGGAGUGCCUGUGGUGCCGGUGGCGCGGGUGGUGCGGCGCUGGCGCAGCCGCGGCGGCCGCCGGCCUCGCCGCCUCGCACGUGGCGCAGCGGCUCGCGGCGCUGCUCGGCGCCGACCUAGCGGAGUCCUUGAUAGAUGCGUGGCUGGCGGAGCUAACCACGUGGCUCCGGCAGCAGGUGUUCGCGGUGUUCCGGAACAUGGCCCAGCAGGCCGACCUCCCCACCUCUACGCAGAAGGAGCCCUUGAUGGAGUUCAACAAAGAGGAGACCGUCGCCGCCAUAUUGGAGAGAAUGCCAGCUCUAUAUCUAUUCGGUGAGGAGACACUGUCGCGCGCCGUGACGCUGCUCGUGUCUAGUUUUACGCACAAAGACGUGAACAGGGACCUCGCGUUCCGCACCUUGGAUGUACUGGCGCUGCACUUCAAGAAGUCGGCCGCUUUGGGGAGCAUGUUCUUCGAUGGAAAUUAGUUUUUUUUUUUAAUAAGGUACUCUAAUUGCCAUGAGGGUGAUUGAUGAUGAGCGAAUCACCCUUGAUGGUGAUGAACUUCAAAUUUUCAUGAUGGGUAGACUAAGAUUAGAGUUAAAUUCGAUUCAGUAAGUUUGUUGUAAUUCUAUAACCGUUUAUAUUGACUGUUUUUUUAUUAAUGUGAAAUGUACAUUUUGGUUUCAACAUUCCAUGCGUUCUCUUGCGAGAUGGAGCGAUACGACCAGGUUGAUAUUGACCGUGUCUUUCAACUGAAUGACAAUUGACUUUUUUUAAUCAAAUUUUUGUUGAGGCUUUAGUACACCGGAGUGUAUAUGCCAGCCUCAUAGGGAUUGUCUUAAAGUGGGUCUGUCAGUCCGUCAGGGACACCUUUAGCCUCGAUUGUCUUUCAACCGACUAUUAAUAUGAAAUAAAUCUUAAUUUAUACACUAAGUAACAAACCCCUCGUCCGACGACGCGAAGCUGAUGUAUGAUAUGGUUGGAUGUAGGUUUUAAUGUAGAUCUACCUGCUUUGAGGCCUGCAUCGGACCAUAGAUUAUUGUUUUUUUUUUUUUAUUCCACGACAUUCCUUUCAUUCAUUUUAUUUGAUUUGGUGGUAUUUUUGAUUGUUAAAAAUUCGUAAAAUUGUGAACUUUUAAUUGUUAAAAUAUAUACAAUGAUGUCCUAAAAUUGAUUAAGGUACGACGGGACUGACGUGCCUAAAAGGACAAAGGUCCCUAAACAAAUAAAGAAAAAAAAAAGUAACAAACAAAGAAAAUUAAGAUAGAAGUGGUGAGCUGAUCGUUAAGUUCCCUCAGUCUUACGGCAUCCACGUCAAAGGAAGGGGUGGCCUAUUCUAUGCCGGGACCACACGGGAAAUAUACACUUGUGUUAUGUUUUAUACAUUAUACUGGCAUUGCAUCCGAUCUGAACACUAGAAAUUAUUCACAAAAUUCACUUUGAAUUCGGAUUCCAAUAAGUGUAUAAAAAUUCAAGUAAAAAAAUGUGCAUACUCAAAAAUCGCCUACUUGUAUUUAUUCGACGGGUAUCGAACCCAGAUCUCAAGGUCCUAGACCGGAAACCAUUAGGCCAAAGUUAUUAAAUUUUCGCUUUAAUCUUAUAUUUUGAAUUAAAUAUAUAUUAUUUUUAUAUUAUAUAAUUUACUACAGAGAUCUAUAUAAUAAACUUAAUUGACUAUGUACUUAGUUCUGUAAGAGAUUAUACAUAUGUCGUUACAUUUUCGUACAUAGUUUUAUAUAAAAUUCUCGUGUCACGGUGUUUGUUACCAAACUCCUCCGAAACGGCUUUAUCGAUUUUUAUGAAAUUUUGUGUGCAUAUUGGGUAGGUCUGAGAAUCGGCCAACAUCUAUUUUUCAUACCCCUCAAUGAUAAGGGUGACCCACCCCAAAAAAAUUUUUUUUUAUUUUUUUGACAAAUUUUUCCAUUUGUAUUUUAUUAUGAUUUAGCAUUGAAAAAUACAUAUAACCUCAAAUUUUCAUCGUUUUACGAUCAACCCCUGUAUUUUAAUCGCAAUUUUUAUAUUUCGCAAUAAGUGGUAAAACAACGUUUACGGGGUCAGCUAGUUGUUUUAAAUAUGAACUAUUUUGCAUUUUUUUAUAAGGUUAACUUACAGAUAUUAGUUAUAAACGUUGACGUUCAACUCAGGUAAGAUGUUAAUAGAAUCUUAUCUAAGUUGAUCUCAAUUUUUUUUUGAUGGGUGAAAAUGGUAUGGUAACCCCGCAUGCGCUAACGGGAUACGCUGGCGGAGCACCAGUGAAGGGUGAUAGAUGAGAAUGAAAACAGGCCAGUUAGCCCAUCAUGAUGAAUUCAUCAGGAAUUAACCAUGAUAGUUUCCAGGGGGAACCGCGUGGAGGUCGACCUGGUUGGGUAUAUUGCUAGCAAUGGGAUUCUCAGUCUCCAUUACUAACAACCCUUUACCCCCCUAAAAUAUUGUACAGGUCAUUUCUUUCAGCAUGGUGUGUAUAUGUGGGUAAUUCAACGAUUUUUCUUGCGUUAAUUCAGUAACUCGGGUGAACUCCACUGCGCCGUCUCAUUAACUCAAAAUUGCGUUGUGUUUCUCCAAGCUCAUUUCACCAGAGGGAGACUUUGUACAAAAGUCGAUUGCUUGGGUACCUCUGUCCCAUUCGUGUUUCAAACGUAAAGCAGUUGUAUUUGCAUGACUGUGUUUCGGUUUGAAGGGUGGGAUAUGGCGUGAAUUUACAGUGUACAGAGGAAUAACACCAGAGUCCCUAGGAAUAGCAACGCGUGGGGGGUAUCAUGUGCGAAACAGUAUACUCUGUUAUGUCCAUGGUACUCCUCAUGUCUAUAGGCGACGGUUACCACUUUCCAUCAGGUGGGCCGUCAGCUUGUUUGCCAUUCUAAGUUGUAUAAAAAAAAAAUAUAAAUGUGAUAAAAACAAAGCAUAUUCCGUAAACCAUCAAUUUAUUUAAAAUUCUAAAAAAAAACAACACUUUUAAUAUCACAGUGGUCGCAUAAUACGUUCACGAGAUUCUAAAUAGCACCUUAUUGUUACAACAAUAGAGUUUACAAUUACAUGCAUGUACAUGGAUAGAUAUUUUGUAAAAAUCUUCCUAAAGACGCAUAAAGUGAUUCAUAUUAAGUGGGCUUUGUAUUGUAACCUUUAGUAAAUUUUUGGGUUUAAAAACAAUGCACCUCUGAAUCCCCCCUACUGUAAAUCCACUUUAAUGUCAUUUUUCAAAGAAUAUGAGUUUAACAACAAAAUAAAGAUGUAAAAAAAUAUGAUUUGUAAAAUUGCGAUGUUUUUUUUUUAAUAAGUUUCAUUUUCAAAUUUUAAUUUUUCAAUAGACAAACAUAUAUUUUUGUGUAUUAAAAAAAUUUGUAUUUAGAAACGACAGGGAUCAUUACAGACAUCACGUAAAUGAUUAUUUUAACAUAUAAAAUCUCUUGUCACAAUGUUUGUUCACGUUAAUCUCCGAAACUAGUUAUAAAUGAAAUUUUCUUAAUAUCUAUUGUUUGUAACUUGAGAGUAGGACAUUUUUAUCAAUAUAAGAAAAUACAAAUCCAGUAGGUGGCGCUAGGGGGCAAAUAGCGUUUACCGGUUUAGCUAGAAUUUAUAUAUAAUUAUAUUAUUAUUUUUUU
Molecule: messenger RNA, 6235 nt
Organism: Galleria mellonella (greater wax moth)
Lineage: Eukaryota; Metazoa; Arthropoda; Insecta; Lepidoptera; Pyralidae
Exons: 15
Coding region: 119-3121 (1000 amino acids)
Source: RefSeq, a predicted model, not a curated record